This is a messenger RNA of Gasterosteus aculeatus aculeatus (three-spined stickleback), 3061 nucleotides long. Its product is annotated as OX-2 membrane glycoprotein. Gene Ontology annotation, cellular component: neuronal cell body; axon; cell surface. The record is from RefSeq and is a predicted model, not a curated record. Lineage: Eukaryota; Metazoa; Chordata; Actinopteri; Perciformes; Gasterosteidae. Gene Ontology annotation, molecular function: cell-cell adhesion mediator activity. Gene Ontology annotation, biological process: heterotypic cell-cell adhesion; negative regulation of neuroinflammatory response.
UCGCUCGCGCUGCAUCCACUGAAGCUGCUGCCCGAGCUCACUGUGCCCAAGAAGCGCACAAUAGAAAACGCACGGAGGAGUAAACACAGUGAGUCGCUUGGUCUGGAGUGAUGAUUCGAUAGACCGCCGGGUUGUAAGGGUGAACAAAAUGUUGCAGAGGUAGAACUUCUUCGACUGUUGGCUUUUACCUUUUGCAUCGGGACAAGUAGAGUACCGCUCUUUCUCCUCCCUGGUAAAUGAGUGAUGAAGAAGAUGAUGAUGCAGUCCUGCUAUAGGAAAGGUCUGCAGGUGUGUUUGCUCCUGCUGAUGGUGGAAAGACUCCAGGGCAGGGUAACGGCGCCGGAGCGUUUGGAAGCUCCCGUGGAGAAGCCCUUCACGCUCACUUGCAGUGUCUCGAGGGAACGAGGUGAGCUUCUGAGGCAGGUGCGCUGGCUGGAUGUCAAAAACCAGACCCUGCUGACCUACCAACCCGGCAACAGAGAGAGCGUGAGCGGACAGCAGCAUGUGGAGCUCGCCUCCUCCCCCAAAGACUCCUCGGCCAUCACCAUCCGCAGGGUGGGUUUCCGUGAUGAAGGCUGCUACACCUGCAUCUUUGACAUGAAUCCUUCUGGGUCAAAGCAGGGACUGACGUGCCUCACUGUUACCGCUCAAGUCACGGUCGAAAGUAACAAGACAGCGGUGAGCGGCAAGAAGGCCUCGCUGUCGUGCUCCUACGGUUUGCCUGAGAAGGUCCAACAGAUCACGUGGAAACACACGUCAGCAAAAGGUGACUCCACGGAGGUGGCUUCCUUCGCGAAGCGGAGCGACCCCAUGAUAGAGCCAUCGUUCCAGGGAAGAGUCUGGCUGAGUGCCUCCCUGUCAGAUAGUCAGCUCACCAUCCAGCCCGUCUCCGUCCAGGACGAGGGCUGCUACACCUGCCUGUACAACACACAUUCGGACGGGCCCAAGAUGUCCACAGUUUGCCUCGUCACCUACGUGCUGCCCAAACCUCAGGUGAGCUACAAGACCACCUCUCCUGGUGUGAUCGAAGCCAACUGCACCUCAGUGUCGCGGCCUCCAGCAGAGAUUGUGUGGAACGUGGAGCGGGAUAACCGCACCGUGGGCCCCCCCGUGACGACGCUGCUCCCGCAGGGCGACGGGACCACUCUGGUCAUCAGUACGUUGACCGUCCAAUCAGGGCUGCUGAAAGACGUGUCCAUCAAAUGCUUGGUGCACCACAAAGGGCUCGAGUCGCCGAUCGCUGUAUCCAUGAACACUAAAAUUGGGACGGCUCUCACCAUCUUGAUCUCUGUCACUACGGCGGCUUCCCUGCUGGUCAUGUCCCUCUGCUUCUGCCUUUGGAAGUGUUUCUUGCACAAAGAAGCUGAUUAAUGUCUCAGAUGAGACCAGAGACUGAUAAGAAGGGGCAGUGCUUCUCCAAGCCAACUUAGCAGAAUUGUUUCCCUGCCUCAUGAUCAUCGCCAUCGCCAUCAUCAUCAUCAUCAUCAUCAUCAUCAUCAUCAUCAUCAUCAUCAUCAUCAUCAUCAUCGUCAUCAUCAUCAUCAUCAUCAUCAUCAUCAUCAUCAUCAUCAACAUCAACAUCUUGGGGAAAAGGGAAGAUAAUCUGACACACAUGUAUUGGAUGAAAAAUAAAAUUGUAUUUAUGAAUGAAAACUGUACAUUAUGAAUCUGUUAUGCCGCUGACUCUUCAUCUCCAGACUGCCCUCACAUUAAGUCACCAGGGAAACAUUUCCCCCCCGACUCUGUAACUGAUUGAGCAGAUGGCCCCCCCGACAGACCGAAUAGCAAAUUAAAGUCCACUAUUGCCCUUCAAAUACUUCCCUCUGUUUGUCCAUCUUUUACCUGGAUUCAGAUGUGUGGUGAUAUUGUAUUUCUUUUUUAUUCAACAGAUCCGAUGAGAAGACUAAAACCAACAACGAACUGAUUAUAUAACAACCAUUAUAUGUAAAGCCAGUCUAAUGUAGCAUGGCCCUUUCUAUCCAAAAGCGCUUAACAAAAACUCACUAUGAGCCAAGAUGCACCAGGACGAGAACAUAAGCACAGUCACUUAUUACACGGCUGAAAUCUCCUCCUGUUUACCCCACUUUCAGUAAAAGUUUUAAAAACCUUUUUUCCCAGUGAAUUAGUGAAUGGUUAUUUCAUUAAAAACUCACAUCUUAGUUACAGUAGUUCCCCUGACAAACGAGUAUUGUGGAGGUCAUUUUCUGUAUUUUUCUGUGAUGUCUUUAAUUAAAUAGAACAACUAAGUAUUGUUCAAAUAGUUCAACUAAGAAGACUGCAUACUUCAGUAUUGUUUGUGUAAUAUCUAUUGCAAACUCUUCAACAUGUUUCAAAGUGUGCAUAUGUGUGUGCGUGUGUGUGUGUGUUCAUGGCUUAGGGGUUGAAUUCUGUGGUCAAGUAGCUUGAAUCAAUUUCCUGCAGAAGCAACACAGAAACCUUUUUGGUGCCCCUGAGAGGAAUGCAUGUCUCGCUGCUCGUCUGCAGCGCAGAGUGAGGGAACCUCGUGUGUGUGAAAAUGUGAGCGCGAGUAAACAGGUCGGGGCGUGGAGAAUUGCAUUAUGGGUUUGAUAAUGGUUAAAUGCGCAUUCGUACUUUGCUCUGGAUCAAAGUGGCACCUAAAUACCUAAAAUAUAGAAACGUUUUUAGAUUAUGUCAUGGGUGCAUCUGUACAGAACAAUAUAAGCUUGAUGCUGAAACGGUCUUGCAUAUCAAAGCAUAUAAAUGAAUGACAUGCUGGUUAUCAGAUUUCAAACUUAUUGCUUCAGUCGGGCUCGUCACAUUCCUCACCAUUAACAAGCCUUCAGGAAGCAUCUUUCUGUCUGUGUAGUGGUUUAAAGCUCGGAGCUUACAGUAGAAUAAUUAUGAAUGUAUUUUCAGAACAUUUGUUGAAAAUAAAUGUGAGUAUCUGGCCUUUUAGAAACUACAGUCACGUAAAAGGAUUUAAAUAUGAAAUGAUGCAUAAUGAUGGACAACAUAAAGUGUAUGUGAUGAUUGUAACAAAUAUAUGAAAAUAAAUAUUUGAAUUUUUGAAGCUUUAUCAAAUUAAAAUCUUUUAUCGCCA